Aspergillus candidus is the source of this 1806-nucleotide messenger RNA. Its product is annotated as beta-N-acetylhexosaminidase. Gene Ontology annotation, cellular component: membrane. The record is from RefSeq and is a predicted model, not a curated record. Gene Ontology annotation, biological process: carbohydrate metabolic process; glycosaminoglycan metabolic process. The coding region runs from base 1 to 1806 and encodes 601 amino acids. NCBI's taxonomy places the organism in Eukaryota, Fungi, Ascomycota, Eurotiomycetes, Eurotiales, Aspergillaceae. The transcript has a single exon. Gene Ontology annotation, molecular function: beta-N-acetylhexosaminidase activity.
AUGCGUUUCUCGGCCUGGUCCCUUCUCCUGACGGUCGCAUCCUCCGUGACGGCGGUCAAGGUGAACCCCCUGCCGGCGCCUCGGUCUAUCGAGUGGGGAUCGUCGGGCCCCAAGCAUGUCUCGGGCCAUCUGGUGCUGCGCACCUCCAAGGAUACUCGCGAUCAUCUUCUGACAGAGGGCUGGAAUCGCGCCUGGGAGACCAUCGUCAAAUUGAGAUGGGUCCCUGCGGCCACCGAAGCCCCCAUCUCGUCCUUCCAGCCCUUCCCCUCCGCCACCCCAUCGGGUCACGUCCAUGGGAAACGCGCGCCCACCCCGUCGCUGCACUUCGUCGACGUGGUGGUCAAGGACCUGCAGGAGGACCUGCAGCACGGCGUGGACGAGUCGUACACCUUGGUUGUUGAUGAGGCCUCCAGCAGCGUGGUCAUCAAGGCCCCCACCGUCUGGGGCGCCCUGCACGCCUUCACCACCUUCCAGCAGUUGGUGAUCGACGACGGGCAUGGCGGUCUGAUCCUCGAGCAACCGGUCCGCAUCGAGGACGCGCCGCUGUACCCCUACCGCGGUAUCAUGCUUGAUACCGGACGCAACUUCGUCACCCUGGGCAAGAUCCGGGAGCAGCUGGACGGGAUGGCACUGUCGAAACUCAACGUCCUGCACUGGCACCUCGAGGACUCGCAGUCCUGGCCCAUCCAGAUCGACGCGUACCCGGAGAUGACGCGCGACGCCUACUCGCCGCGUGAGGUGUAUUCCCACGCCGACAUGCGGCAUGUGGUCCACUACGCCCGCGCCCGCGGCGUGCGCGUCAUUCCUGAGAUUGACAUGCCCAGCCACUCGUCCUCGGGCUGGAAGCAGGUCAACCCGGAGAUCAUCGCCUGCGCCGACGCCUGGUGGUCCAACGACGUCUGGGAGCUGCACACGGCCGUCGAGCCCAACCCGGGCCAGCUCGACAUCAUCUACCCGGGAACCUACGAGGUCGUGCGCAACGUUUACGAGGAGCUGUCUACUAUCUUCCCCGAUAACUGGUUCCACGUCGGCGGCGACGAGAUCCAACCCAACUGCUUCAACUUCAGCCGCCACGUCACCGACUGGUUUGCCGAGGACCCGUCGCGCACCUACAACGACCUGGUCCAGCACUGGGUUGACAAAGCCGUGCCCAUCUUCCGCAGCGCCCGCGAGGACCGGCGUCUGGUCAUGUGGGAGGACGUCGCUAUCGGCACAGAGAGUGCGACCGACGUGCCCAAGGACAUCGUCAUGCAGAGCUGGAACAAGGGCCUCGAGAACAUCGACAAGCUGACGGCCGACGGCUACAACGUCAUCGUCUCCUCCUCCGAGUUCCUCUACCUGGACUGUGGCCACGGCGGCUUCGUCACCAACGACCCGCGCUACAACGUCAUGACAAACCCGGACGAGAAGAUCCCCAGCCUCAACUACGGCGGCGACGGCGGCUCGUGGUGCGCGCCAUACAAGACCUGGCAGCGCAUCUACGACUACGACUUCACCACCAACCUGACGGACGUGCAGAAGAAGCGCAUUGUGGGCGCAACCGCCCCCCUUUGGGCCGAGCAGGUCGACGACGUGACCGUCUCCUCCAAGUUCUGGCCGCGCGCGGCGGCGCUGGGCGAGCUUGUCUGGUCCGGCAACCGCGACGACAAGGGCCGCAAGCGCACGACCCAACUGACCCAACGUAUCCUGAACUUCCGCGAGUAUCUGCUGGCCAACGGGGUGCAGGCCGCGCCACUGGUGCCCAAAUACUGUCUGCAGCAUCCGCACGCGUGCGAUCUGUACUAUAAUCAGACGGCGGUUGAGUAA